This is a messenger RNA of Biomphalaria glabrata, 3256 nucleotides long. RefSeq lists its product as uncharacterized. NCBI's taxonomy places the organism in Eukaryota, Metazoa, Mollusca, Gastropoda, Planorbidae. The coding region runs from base 184 to 3237 and encodes 1017 amino acids. The transcript is spliced from 8 exons. The record is from RefSeq and is a predicted model, not a curated record.
UUUCACCUUACCAACGUUUAAAAUCAGGCAACAUCCGUUCAUAAGGCAGAAUCAGAAAAGUUAUAGAUCUAGAAUCUAGAACCAUCUCUAAUCUUUUAUCUACAUUAGACGGUAGCAGAUAAAUCUAGACCGUCAUGGUAUCGCCAUCAUAUAAACAAUGAGUUUUGAUUAGAAUUUAAAAAAAUGGGGAAGAAGAAAAAGAAGAAGAAGAAGAAGAAGGAUGAGGAGGGCAUGGACAAUGACAUUGAUACGGAUGACUUACCAGCGAUCCCACCCAUUCACAAUGUGCUCAUUGACCUUCGCACGCUUACAACCGAGGAAGAAGAAGUGCUCCAACAAGUGGUUGAAAAAGAUGAGCUGGAGACGAGGGCACUGGACAAGUCAGUGGGUGCUGUGAGAAAUGAGAUUGAAAUCAUUCGUUCCUGGGCUGGUAAAGCUAAAAAGAAUCCCAAUGCCAAAAAUCCCUACUACAUGGGCUACAUGUGUGUACGCUGUAGAAGACCUCUACAAAUUUGGAAGCGACCUAUACCAUUUGUAGAUAGCGGCAAGUUUUGUAUGCAUUGCAUGUAUCGUGUGUGCAAGUUUUGUCGAGUGGAGCAAAACAACGGAAAGUAUUUAUGCAAUCUCUGCGUACGGCUGAGGCAGGAAAAACAUUUGACCGGUGAUUGGUCAGACCAGGGAUGUGCUGGAUUACAUAGUACUGACUUACUCAAAAUUUCUCUUCAAUCCAGAGGCUUAUUUGGUCGACCUGAGAUGGAAGAGACUCAAGGCAUUCUGCCUAAAGUCAAGUCCAUCAUAAUGCCUUCUCCAGUUAAAAAAUCCAUGCCAGAGCUCAAAAGUGCUACUUCCAACAAGUCCUUGAAGAAGAAAAGCUCUCUGAAAGAGGAAGUAGAAGAGCCAGCUCCCGUGAAAUCCAAAUCUCAAUCUAAGGAGAAAAUUGAAAAGAAAGAAAAGAAAGAGCCUGAGACAAAAAGUAAGGGAGACAAGGAUCAAAAAGGAAAGAAGAAAGAGAAAGGCAAGAAGGACAAAGGUGGAAAGGAUAAAAAGAAGAAAGGUGGUAAAGACAAGAAGAAAGGCGGGAAGGAUAAAAAGAAAGGGGGUAAGGAUAAAAAAGGGGGUAAGGAUAAAAAGAAAGGAAAGGAUAAGAAAAAAGGCGGAAAGGAUAAGAAGAAAGGAGGAAAGGAUAAGAAAGGAGGUAAGGAUAAGAAAGGUAAAAGCAAAAAAGGAAAAGACAAAAAGAAAGGCAAAGACAAAGGAAAAGGUAAAAAAGACAAAAAGGGCAAGAAGAAAGACAAGAAAAACAAGUCGAAAAACGCUGAUAAGAACGUAUCCAAGGUCUCUACUAGCGACGAAAGUCUGCUCAUCAAGGGUAUAAUGGAGGAUGCCAGGAAAGAGCUGAGCAAAGUUCAGGUCAAGGACAUGGCAAGUGGGGACGCGGAACUGGAUAGAAACAAUUCUAUUCAGGUAUGUGAGGAAGAAGCUUUCACUGACAAGCUGAUAUCAGCCACCCAGCUUCACAAGUACAUGUUUUGCGAGCCAGACUCCUACAGGCAUGAAAGCUACAGAGGCGUGCCGGACAAACCCACCUCCCUCAAUACAUUGGAGAAAAGGCUAAACAGUUUGAACCAGCUUCAGAUGUCUCAGUACUGGUGUAGUGAGUUCAUUAACAACUUGCCAGAUCCCAGGCUUGCCGACAGACCUGAGGAUGAAAUUGAAGGCCUUAAGUUUUGUGAGGGAGACCAGGUUUGGAGAGAGAAGUUCAGGCAGGAGUUGCCUACUUAUACAGACCCCAAGUAUGAUAUGAUGGCGAACAUAAAUUUUGUCAAUGGCAUGAGCAAUAUACACAAGAUUGGUCAUGUGACAGAGAACUCUCUCUGUUAUCCAGAAAAACGUCGUGAAUACCCAGCCUUCCUGACACAAUACUCAAAAGAUGAUUGGCAAGGAAACAGUGACGUGAAUGUUCAACCAAUGAAAACGUCCAAGCUUCGAAAUCUCUUGUUUACCAGGAAGAAGAAAAAAUCGAAUCAAAAUGUUCAUGACGAAUCUCAGGAAAACACGAAACGAUGCUUUUCAGAUGGUGAAAACAAAAGGUCAAAAGUCAGACCUAAAUAUACCACUAUGCUCACAGAUAACAACAUUAUGCAGGACUUAAGUCAAGGAGAUGGAACAUCUAUCAGCCCCAGUAAACUGAGAAAAUUGCUCUCGAAAGCUGAGUUUCAAGCUUUUCAAAAGGCUUACUGUAGCGAAGGGAAGUUGAGCCAGACUGAACUCCAGAAACUUGACCUUGGAAAUAUCUACAAAUUAUUUCACGCCUGGAAGCAGAUGGAGGAGUCGAAAUACCACCGCCUGCAGUCACCCAGCACGCGCAGCCCAAGAAAGUCAUCACAUUCAAAUCUUUGCGAUAAAAGAAAGACUGGAUCCUUGGGAGAUUCUAAUCACCAUGAUAAACACGCCUGCAGCACAUCCAAGACAACAGUCGCAACCCAUGUCAGUAGUCUGACAGGACAUCUAGGAGAUCAUGUCACCUUCAGACAAAGCAGUGCCGAUCAGACAAACGAUAACAUGUCAUUCUCCAAUUUUAAGCCAAGAAGCGGUAAAGAGAAAUCUGGAGACAUUAACUACAGCUUUCAGCCUCGAAGUAAGGAUCAACCCCCAAAAGAUGAUCCCAAGGCCAAAGAAAAAGAAAAAGAAAAAGAGAAAGAGAAAGAAAAAGAAGCUGCAGCUGCCCCUGGUAAAGAAACUGAUAUAAAAAAGAGAAAGUCUGAAAUUGGUGAUGGAGGUCACCGCAAACAUCACCAUGGUCACCGGCGGCAUCAUGGUCCAGGUGCUAGAAAUUCCAAAAGCAAGACAAGGUCUUCACAGCAGGACAUGGAUUUCAGCUCAGUUCUGGAUGUUGUACGCAAGAAGGCGGAUGAGCUUUCACAGAGUCAGUAUCCUUCAUCUUCAAUUGGCUCAAUAGGGCCUAAUGACCCUUCCUAUCCCGCAUCUCCCGUUACAAAACCUUCAUCAAGGCAAACAUCUGUAGCCCAGCUGCCCAAGCCAGAUGAUACUUCAGCCCCCCCACAAGCAAUGCCCCGACAGACUGUAAUUCAACCUACCAUUACUGUGGAAACUGUACAGAAACCUCCAGUGGAGACGGCCAGCAAAGGUUCUCAAACUGAGACUAAAAAGAAAGGUUUUAAAUUUUACUUAUGUCCAUUUUGUAAACUGUCUGUUGAGUAUGGCUUGCCUUAUUAAAAUUGACUCAUCCCCAGUA